GCAAUUGAGGAUGACAUCCCAGCACUACGUGACAAUAUAUAGAGAGCAGUUUGCCUCACCUGGCAAAGUAGAACGAAUCCAACUUCGACCAACUUCUGCCCACAGAAGAAACAACCCACAGCCUCAACCGGAUUUUCUUUUCCCCCGCAGUCUUAAAACCAUGAACAAACCAUCACACAAACCACUUAGACCUCAAACUUUACCCCCUGUGGACGCGGGCCGCCAACCCUUCCCCCCUGUCACACGACUGUCAUUCAAUAGCCCUGUCAGGGUUUUUCCUCUCAAGUCUGUGAACACUGUGGACUCAAACAAAGCGCAGCACAUGCCAGCCAUCAACCCAUCUGCACUUCAAGAGCUGCCCUCUGUUGACCGGCAGCAGAAACGAUCACCUCCCACUGCCAGCUGUGUCAGGCUUCGCUCAUCUUUGAAGAGUUCACCAAGUGGGUGCUACAGCUGUUUCCAUGUGGUGAAGCCCUACCAAGCUGGUCACUAUGUCAUACACCCGCAGUUUGUGUCUGAAUGCCACCAAUAGGAUGCUCUGGAAGAUGAUCACAAGGAACCGCAAGAUACUUGAUGGCCACAUCCCCAGAAAUAUAAGAAAUAAUUCACCAGUCUAUUUCUUCUUGCAGUAACAAUGAACCCAUUGAAGAGGACUCUUGUAUGAGUGGUGGCAGCACAACAAAAGUUCAUCACUGUUAGAAAAUCUGCAGCAAAAUGGGGGUUAGAAAUUAUACACUGUAGUCCAGAUCUAGAACUUUUUGGUUUUAACAUUUAAAAAACACACUGUACAUCAUAUGUGAUAACUGUAUCAAACUGAUUUUAAAAAAAUAAUUUUCCAUUGUUAUAUUAGUAAUAGUGAAAACAAACUGAUCAUUUUACAAAAUGUAAAGACUUAUGUACUAU
Molecule: messenger RNA, 903 nt
Organism: Syngnathoides biaculeatus (alligator pipefish)
Lineage: Eukaryota; Metazoa; Chordata; Actinopteri; Syngnathiformes; Syngnathidae
Exons: 3
Coding region: 11-532 (173 amino acids)
Source: RefSeq, a predicted model, not a curated record